Messenger RNA from Paramecium tetraurelia, 573 nucleotides. RefSeq lists its product as uncharacterized. NCBI's taxonomy places the organism in Eukaryota, Ciliophora, Oligohymenophorea, Peniculida, Parameciidae. The record is from RefSeq and is a predicted model, not a curated record. The transcript has 2 exons.
AUGAAUAAUAUUAAUGAAUUAACUACUUAUAGAAGCAGAAGCCAUUACUCUCCAUCAUAAUUAUCAUCCAGUUCUGGGUUUCUGAAUUAACAAUAUGAUGAAUUUGUAAAUAAGAUUUAUGGCAAAACAAGACAAAUAAAAAUACAUCAUCUUAUUCCUAAACAGACCAAUAAAGCGUUUGAAAUAACUACUCCAUAGUAUGAAGAUGCAAUAUACAAAAAAAUGGAUGAUUACAUAAAAAAUGAAAAGAUUAGUCAGAGAGAAACAAGGAUUCAAGAAAGAAUUAUUGAGAAAGAAGUCAUUUAACAAUAUAAGGCAAAAUAACAUACUUUUAAAUUAUUGAUCCCUGAUUAAAGUUAUAUCAAGAUACUGCAGUCCUGUUAAAAUUAUAUGCCCAAAUUUAAGUUUUCCAGAUUCAACAGUCCUAACAACCAAGCGAAUAACGAAAAGUUGUUACACAAAGUUAGUGAAUUACUACAAUAGAGAAAAUCAAGACAUGACAUUUAUAAAAAACAGUUAGAAUAUGAAAGAAAGAGAAUACAGAAAAAACUCAAAGAGUUCCAAGUCCGUUGA